Messenger RNA from Ziziphus jujuba (common jujube), 1771 nucleotides. RefSeq names its product DNA repair protein recA homolog 3, mitochondrial. Bases 253 to 1527 code for a protein of 424 amino acids. Gene Ontology annotation, molecular function: ATP hydrolysis activity; ATP-dependent DNA damage sensor activity; single-stranded DNA binding. Lineage: Eukaryota; Viridiplantae; Streptophyta; Magnoliopsida; Rosales; Rhamnaceae. The transcript has 8 exons. Gene Ontology annotation, biological process: DNA repair. The record is from RefSeq and is a predicted model, not a curated record.
AAAGGAGAAGUUGGCCGGCCCCACUUGCAAAACGGAACGAACUCAGUUACAGUCACUGCUUCACUGAGUCAGCUCGCUCUGUUCAAAAGGGAGGGAAAUCAAACCUAAAGCCCUAAAACCAGAGCAGAGUCUCUCUCUCUCUCUCUAUCUAUUUCUGUCUCCGUAGAAUCGUGGAGUAUGUUGUCGUAUAUUUCAUUUGUUUAGUUUGAUUCCGAAGAAGUGGACGAUUAGUUGUAAACUUUGAGCUUGUCUAUGGCGAGGCUUCUUCGUAACACUUCUCUUCUGAAACGUUCUCUAUCCGCGACAGAGGUAUUUAGGAGAGGCAUACCGGGGACAUCUACUCAGUGUUGCUAUUUUUCUUCCAAAGGUAAAAGGAGAUCGAAGUCCGAUGGAAGUGACUCCAGUGAAGAAAAUUUGUCAAAGAGAGAGUUAGCUUUGCGGCAAGCCCUGGAUCAGAUAACUUCCUCAUUUGGAAAGGGAUCAAUCAUGUGGCUUGGUCGGUCUGCUUCUGCUAGAAGCGUUCCAGUUGUGUCCACUGGUUCUUUUGCUCUGGAUAUAGCGCUGGGAAUUGGUGGACUUCCAAAGGGACGUGUUAUAGAGAUAUAUGGUCCAGAGGCUUCUGGAAAAACAACUCUUGCUUUGCAUGUAAUAGCUGAAGCACAGAAGCAAGGAGGUUACUGUGUUUUUGUUGAUGCUGAACAUGCUCUUGAUCCUGCACUAGCACAGGCUAUUGGGGUAAACACUGAGAAUCUGCUUCUCUCGCAACCUGAUUGUGGUGAACAAGCUCUCAGUCUUGUGGACACUCUAAUCCGAAGUGGUUCAGUUGAUGUUGUUGUUGUUGACAGUGUAGCUGCCCUUGUGCCUAAAGGUGAACUUGAUGGUGAGAUGGGUGAUGCUCAUAUGGCCAUGCAGGCUAGACUGAUGAGCCAGGCACUUCGCAAGUUGAGCCACUCCUUAUCGCAGUCACAGACAAUAUUGAUAUUCAUAAAUCAGGUGAGAAGUAAGCUUUCUACCUUUGGAGGAUUUGGUAUGCCCACUGAAGUUACUUGUGGUGGCAAUGCUUUGAAGUUCUAUGCUUCAGUGCGCCUAAAUAUCAGGAGAACAGGCCUUGUCAAGAAGGGGGAAGAGACCUUAGGGAGUCAAGUUCUCGUGAAGAUUGUCAAGAAUAAACUUGCUCCUCCCUUUAGAACAGCUCAAUUCGAACUUGAGUUUGGUAAAGGAAUAUGUCGGGAAUCGGAGAUUAUAGAAUUGGGAAUAAAGCAAAAAUUCAUCUCUAAGGCGGGUUCGCAUUAUGGAUUCAAUGGCAGUAGUUUCCAUGGAAAGGAUGCUUUGAAAAGGUAUUUGUCUGAAAAUGAUAGUGCACGGGAAGAACUUACAAUGAAGCUUAGGGAGAAGCUACUAAAUGCUGAAACAGAAAAGGAAGCAGAAACAGCAGAUAUAACGUCUGUAGAAGGUGGGGGGCUUAAUGAGGAAACUGUUUCGGCUGGUUCUAGUGAUGAAGAAACAGUUGCUGCAGUUGAAGUAUAGGCAACCAAGUUUUUUCAUGUCUUUCUUCGCUGGUUCAUAGCUCCUGCUACUGCCUUUCUCGAUGAACCACAUUAUAUUGGCAAGAUUACACAACAGAUGGAAGGCGUCCCUGUAAUAUUCAAGUAGCUGAUCGGUUUGAAAUUUUUUUGUUUUUCAGUCCUAUCAUUCAAGUUUUGUGCCUAUGGGCCCCGUUUGAAUCACAAAAGGAAAUUUCAUAUUAAAUAUAUAUUUCUCUUUAUAUUGA